Molecule: messenger RNA, 1598 nt
Organism: Microbotryum saponariae
Lineage: Eukaryota; Fungi; Basidiomycota; Microbotryomycetes; Microbotryales; Microbotryaceae
Source: the annotation of a GenBank genome assembly
AUGCCUCCGACCCCGCUACUCCCCUCGGACCGUUGCCCAUCAUCGCUGUUACCGCCUCUGGAUGAGUCGUCUCCGAUUGACGACGCGUGGAUCUUCAUCGUCGAUGAGUCGGAAAGUGGUGGAGCGUCGUCACCGAACUCGGCUGCACCGACGCAAGCGCCGUUGAUCGAGCCUUCGUCUGGCCCUUCCCGUACUGGGCCGAAGACGAGGUCGACCGAUCCCGAUCGCGAUCCCUACGCCGAUCCCGACAAUCAACGCGAGAGCGUAGCGAGCGAUCCGUUCGAACGUGCGCUCAUCAUCAAUCCCGAAGAAGUGUCCAUCAAGGAAGUGAUACCGCCUUCGAAUUUACCUGAUAUUCCAAGUUUGGUGUAUCAUUCCGACGAAACGAAGUCGUUCGGGAUCGAGACGGCUGGGGAGGGGAAUGGGGAUACCGGUUCUUCACCUGCCUCGGAGCGCUUUCCUACCGGCUCACCAGUUCGGAAACCUUCAUUAAGACGAGGUAUCUCCGUCCCACUCCUAAGCGUCGAUACCGACCCUGCUUCACCAAACCGACCUUACUCAGCUCCACCCACGAAUCAUCAUCGAUUGCUCUUCCCCUUCCCCUUCACCUCCUCCCUCUCACCCAUAUCCUCCGAUUCAGAGGCGCGUUCCCCAACUGAUGCAGCACCAUUACCAUUGACGACGAACUCUCGUCCUACAAGUCGAAAGAGGGGUUCUGAUGGGUCUACGUUGAGCAAGGGCUCGGCUUAUUUGGGAGGGCAAGCUUGGGAGGCCCAGAGGUGGAUCAUCAGGACUGCGACUCAGGGAGCCAAGGGGUUUAGGAGCGCGGCAAGUACGAAAAAGGUUGAUGGUGGUGGUGGUGAUGAGGGUGAAGGGGGAGGGUCGAAGCAGAGUUGGGAAGAUGGGGGGAUGAAGCGACGGAGUUGAAGAGGAGGAUCGAAGAGAGGGAGAGGGUUCGCGAGAGGGAGAAAGAGGAAUGGAGGGUUCUCGCUGAUGGGUUGCAGGAACGCAAAGUUCGCGGAAGCGCGAGCAAGCACGUCGUCCUUCAGGGACGGAGAGGGGUCAGAGUGGAGAGGGAUGAUCGGCUGAGGAGGAAGAGGAGAUGCAUUUGGAUUGGCGUGGUCUUGGGUGUGGUGGCGUUUGUGCUGGUGGGUGCGGGCUGUUUGUUGUGGCAUUUGAGACAGCAGCGGUUGGGUGGGGACAAGUCUUUCGAUCAGGGGACUUCAAAUGGCGCUGGCGAUAUCGUCAUUCCUCCCACUCCACCACCGAACACCAACUCUACCCCACCUAUCCUCCCAGACAUCCACAACUCGACCAACGCAACAAACGACUCCUCCUCCCGUCCACCCCACGUACCCCCCUGCCCACCCCAAGUACCGCCCUGUCCGCCCCGGAACAACGCCGACGUCAAAGGCAUCAAGCCCGGCUCAACGUACGAAAAUUCUUCGGGUGUCCUCAGUGGGCCCAACUCGGCGGACGAGGAGGAAGAUUCGGGCGCGGACACUGGCACGUCCAAGUGGGAGUUGGUCAAGCUGGAGAGUGGGGAUUAUAUGUGUGUUUUAGUGACGGAGGAGGUGGAGCCUGAUGGGACGGGUUAA